This is a messenger RNA of Rhagoletis pomonella (apple maggot), 1192 nucleotides long. RefSeq lists its product as uncharacterized. Lineage: Eukaryota; Metazoa; Arthropoda; Insecta; Diptera; Tephritidae. The record is from RefSeq and is a predicted model, not a curated record.
AUUAUUCAAGUACUCUUUGCCAACUUACACAGCUGAAAGUGAACACUUUUUUCGUAGCUGUUCUUACCAACCUCAUCGCAUUCGCCAUUCUUUCGAUCCUAACCAGCCUCGUAACCCCAACUGAGGUAGCAAAUAAAAUGGAUGAUGCUCCACCGCCGUCGAAGAAGAGCACCACACUCUCCGUGGACCGCGCUGCUUUCCUGCUGCUGCGUGUUAAGAAGGCAUUCAAGAAGAAACGACAGCAGCGCAAGGAAAAACAGACGCAUGCAGCAAAUGCGGCCUUGAUAUCACAAACGCACAUGGGUCGGAAAGUGCCACCCCCUCUGCUACGCUCUCGCACUUUGCCAGCUAUUAUUAUGCCCGGCAUUCCGGUUGUCUCGGUUAAUACGGACCAGCAAUUUGACGAGCGCAGUAGUGGCCUCUUGGGCACCAAGUCUGGCAGCGGCACCAGUACCGGCGGUGGUGGCACCAAUCGUUGGUCUCUACUCACCCGCCAAACACCCACCACACCUGGCUACACCACCACCAACAAUAACAAUAAUGUGGUGAAUGUAAAAUCAUUGAAUUUACCAAAAGACGACAUGGGCGUAUACCGUCGCAAAUCUUCCGGUAGCACUACCACCCAUACAAGCACUAGCAUCAGCAAUAGCGGCACACCCAUUGUUGGUUCUCAAGUAGCCGACGCGGCCCUGUUGAUGCCCACAUGCGAGGAUUUCGAAUGCCAAGCAGCGGAUGGAUCAGUUUUACUCAGGAUACCUGCACCGCACGUUGUGGCCGCGCGCGCCUACCGCUUGGCGUCAAAGAAACGCAGUACUGGUAACACCACCCACGAUAGCCAACAAAAACAACAUCACCCGCAGAGCAGCAGCAAUACAUCGAGCGCUAUGGUUACGACCGCAACUGCCAGCGGUGCUGAAGCACAGCAUCCCUCAACACCUGAUGGCGGCGAUACAGGUGGCACCACAACCAAUACAGCAUUGACACGACGUCUGGCCAAAUUGCUUCAUCAGUCGAGUAUGUCUGCCUCGAGGCUAACAGCAGCCGCUUCCCCGCAUGGUGAUAGCGCCGCUACAGCCACCAACACAAACAAUUUGCUGCCAAUUAUGCCAGCAGCUGCGUCUAGAGACGGUGGUAGCUCGGACGGCGGUGGUAGCUGUUUGGAUGAGGCACCACGUCGACUUUCGUGGGAGAG